UCACUACACACAUAGAAAGAGACAAACGCUAAACAAAACAUAGUACCAAGCCUCUUGUCUUGUGUCUUCUAUCUCCACCAUGGAAGCCAAGAAGUCAAACAAGAUCAGAGAGAUCGUGAAGCUUCAACAGCUCCUCAAGAAAUGGCGAAAACAAGCAAUUGCAUCAAAAGCAGCCAACAACAACAACGAAGACAACAACAGCAAUGGCGGGGGAAGCAAGAGCAUCAAGUUUCUGAAGAGGACACUGUCAUUUACAGAUGCAACAGCUGUGCCUAAAGGGUAUCUAGCUGUCUCGGUUGGGUUAGAGAAGAAGAGGUACACAAUACCAACAGAGUACCUCAGCCAUCAAGCUUUCUAUGUUCUUCUGCGUGAGGCAGAAGAAGAGUUCGGGUUUCAACAAGCCGGUGUCUUGAGGAUUCCGUGUGAAGUUUCUGUUUUCGAGAGCAUUUUGAAGAUAAUGGAGGAGAAGAACGAAGGGUACUUGGUGACGACAACCACAGCUAAGCAGGAGUGUAAGUUCAAUGCAGCAGCGGAUGAUAAGACGAGUUACCGGCAUCCAUCGGACUGCCCUAAGACUCCUACACACCAACCUCACAACAGCCCAAUGUGCAGAUAGUUUUGUUCAUUGCUUGCUUCUGUAUCUUCUUCUUCCUCCUCUUGAAUUGACUUGAGCCAUUCUGCUUAUUCCCACUUUUUCUCUAGGAAUAUGGAUUUUUGUGCUUCAAAGUUUCUGAGUAAGAGGAGAGAUUUCUGAAUAAUAGAAUGUACAAACG
Messenger RNA from Arabidopsis arenosa, 773 nucleotides. NCBI's taxonomy places the organism in Eukaryota, Viridiplantae, Streptophyta, Magnoliopsida, Brassicales, Brassicaceae. The record is from the annotation of a GenBank genome assembly.